Molecule: messenger RNA, 1037 nt
Organism: Dermatophagoides farinae (American house dust mite)
Lineage: Eukaryota; Metazoa; Arthropoda; Arachnida; Sarcoptiformes; Pyroglyphidae
Biological process (GO): regulation of transcription by RNA polymerase II
Cellular component (GO): nucleus
Molecular function (GO): RNA polymerase II cis-regulatory region sequence-specific DNA binding; DNA-binding transcription factor activity, RNA polymerase II-specific
Source: RefSeq, a predicted model, not a curated record
AAUCUUGCGUCACAUUUGUGCCUUUGUUGUGUGCAAUGUUGUAAUUAAAAUCAAUCAGAAAAAAAAUAAUUGGGUGAUGAUCGAAUCGAACCAAUGGAUCAAUGAUGAUUUGUGAUAUUGCAUAAAUAUUGCGGGAUGAAAUUUGGACUUUUUUUUUUUUGUUGUUGAUCAUGAGCUUUGGUUUUUUUUUCUCUACUGGCUUAAAUCAAAAAAAAUUUAUUCGACUAUAUAAAUACAUGGCAAACAUUCGAAACGAGAACUAUCCAUCCAUCGCAUAAUUUUGCAUCAUCGAAACAAAAAACAAACAAACUAUGUAUCCAUCAAAUCAAACUAGCGUCAUUACUAAAAAUGUUCAGAUUCAACAACAACAACAACAACAGCAGCAGCAGCAGCAACAACAACAACAACAGCUUAAACAUUCCGUACAAACAAUGGUCAUGAUGACCAAUGAUGAUGAAUUAUCGAAUCAUCGUUUUACUGAUUGUAGCCAUUAUGAUGAUGAUGAUGAUUAUGAUCAACAACGAUUAUCCUAUUCACCAAGUAAUUCGUAUUCAUCAUCAUCACCGACAUCAUCACAAAUUAGUGAUUAUUAUCAUCAUCAUCAUCAUCAUUCUUCUACGUCACCAUCAUUGGAAUCACAUUCUUCGAUGACAAAAUUUGAAUCAUCGUCGUCGCCGACCAAUUUGAUUGCUUGUGAUCAUUAUAGUAAAAGAAAACGACAACCAAUACCAGUUCCAAGCGAAAAUAAAGAUGAUGCCUAUUGGGAACGUCGUCGACGAAAUAAUGAAUCGGCAAAAAGAUCACGUGAAAGUCGUCGCCGUAAAGAGAUGCAAACAACAAUAGGUAUUAUGGUUCUGGAACAAGAAAACGUUAAAUUAAGAGCUGAAGUAAAUUUAUUACGUGAAGAAUUGAAUCGUUUACGGCAAAAUGAACUGUUACAGUAUUUAAUGAUGAAUAAUAAUAAUAAAACAACAACAACAGCAGCAGCAGCACAAUCACCAGAUUUGAUAAAAAUAAAUCAUCAGAAUCGAUUAUAG